CAGUCGUAACUCUGUCCCCGCAUUGCUCCAUCAAACAGAUCAACCAACUCCUUCUUUCUUCAUCCCCACUCUCUUUUUCAUCCCUCUGCCACUCCCCUUCUCUUUCUCUCCUUUCACUCUCUCUUUCUCUUCACUCAAAUCAUCACCAUGUUCGCCCUUCGUCGCACUGCUCUCCCUGCUCUGUCCUUGGCUCGCGGCUACGCCACCAGCGGAAACGUCUCCGCCCUCUUGUUCGUCGAGCACAAGGACAACAAGGUCGCCGCCUCGACCUUGAACGCCCUCACCGCCGCCUCCAAACUCGGCGGUUCCAUCACCGCUCUCGUCGCCGGCAACGCCCCCGACGCCGUCGUCAGCGAGGUCGCUAAGCUCUCUGGUGUCUCCAAGGUCUUGGUCGCCAAGGAUGCGGCAUUUGAACACACCCUUCCUGAAUCCCAGGCUUCCUUGUUGGUCGAGGCCCAGAAGAAGCAUGGAUUCACGCAUUUGAUUGCUUCGCAUUCGGCGUUUGGAAAGAAUGUUAUGCCCCGCGCGGCGGCCAUUCUGGACGUGGCGCAGAUCUCAGACAUCACCGGAAUUGAGAGUGCGGAUACCUUCGUUCGCCCCAUCUAUGCUGGUAACGCGAUUGCAACGGUCAAGUCGAACGACUCCAUCAAGGUGAUCACCGUCCGCGGUACUGCUUUUCCCGCAGCAGGUCACCAGGACUCAGCCGCACCUCAGGAGGACGCCGGUGUGUCUGCAGACAAGGAUUUGAGCGAGUAUGUGAGCGAGCAUAUGCAAAAAUCCGACCGCCCUGAGCUCGAUAGCGCUAGCCGUGUCAUUGCAGGAGGCCGUGGCAUGAAGAACGGCGAGAACUUUGGCUUGCUCUAUGAGAUGGCUGACAAGAUUGGCGCCGCUGUUGGUGCUUCCCGUGCGGCUGUCGAUGCUGGAUACGUUGACAACUCCCUUCAGAUCGGUCAGACCGGAAAGAUCGUCGCUCCUGAGCUGUACGUUGCUGUCGGUAUUUCGGGCGCAAUCCAGCACUUGGCUGGUAUGAAGGACUCGAAGACAAUUGUUGCGAUCAACAAGGAUCCUGAGGCGCCUAUCUUCCAGGUCGCUGAUUACGGUCUUGUCGCCGAUCUCUUCACAGCCGUUCCCGAGUUGACCAAGAAGUUGUAAAUAGGGAUUUUGACUCGAUUCCAUUUUCUUGGAUUUGGAUUGUCCGCAGCAGAGGAAGAAAAAGGAAAAAGAAAAAAAGAUCAUAGCCAUCAUGCUGAACGGAGGGCUAUUAAAAUAAAAUGAACACUCGAUAGAUUUUAAAGUGGGC
Molecule: messenger RNA, 1300 nt
Organism: Gamsiella multidivaricata
Lineage: Eukaryota; Fungi; Mortierellomycota; Mortierellomycetes; Mortierellales; Mortierellaceae
Product: electron-transfer-flavoprotein, alpha polypeptide
Exons: 5
Coding region: 148-1152 (334 amino acids)
Cellular component (GO): mitochondrion
Molecular function (GO): electron transfer activity; flavin adenine dinucleotide binding
Source: RefSeq, a predicted model, not a curated record